This is a messenger RNA of Culicoides brevitarsis, 1790 nucleotides long. RefSeq names its product cytochrome P450 4d2-like. Bases 138 to 1640 code for a protein of 500 amino acids. The transcript is spliced from 4 exons. Gene Ontology annotation, molecular function: monooxygenase activity; iron ion binding; heme binding. The record is from RefSeq and is a predicted model, not a curated record. NCBI's taxonomy places the organism in Eukaryota, Metazoa, Arthropoda, Insecta, Diptera, Ceratopogonidae.
UACAUAGGUUUGUAUGAGCAAUGCACGCGACGAAUUUCAAGGUCUCCGAACUCGCCGACUACGUCAUGGUUUCUCUCUCUCUAAAACUAGAAACAUUUUUCGUUUCUUUUUAGUCGGUUUUUCGGCGUUAAAGCACGAUGAUAUUUUACGCGUUACUCUUAUUAAUUCCGGUUUUUCUCUACUUUUUGCAUCAAAAGCGGUUGGAGCAAGAUGCUGCUGUGGGAGCGCCUGGUCCAAAGGGACUUCCAUUAUUUGGAUGCAUUUUUGAGAGUCAAAGUUACCUGAAAUCGCAGACAAUGUUCAAAUAUUUCGACAAGCUACACAAAUCCUACGGCGAUACUUACCAACUUUGGAUGGGACCUACAAAAAUGAUCAUUUCUCGUGACCCCAAAAUCACCGAGGCAAUUGUAAAUAAUCCAAAAUUCGGCAAAUCCAGUGAGUAUGAUUUGGUUAAACCCUGGCUGGGAGACAGCAUGUUGAUCAAUGAGGGCGAAAAGUGGCACAAAAAACGAAAAAUGAUCACGCCAGCAUUCCAUUUUCAAAUUUUGGAGCGAUUUAUUCCGAUAUUCGAGGAACAAUCGGAAGUUUUUAUCGAAAAUUUGCGAGAUACGAUGCACAAACCUGAGGGAAUUGACAUUUUCCGGAAGUUACAUUUGAUGACGCUCGACAUAAUUUCGGAAACAUCGAUGGGAGUGCAAUUAAAAGCGCAACAAGAUCCACAUUCGCCAUUCAUUGAAGCCAAUGAGAGAAUGACUAAAAUCAUCGAUAAACGAGUGUACAGUGGUUAUCUCGCAAUUGAAUGGCUCUUUCGUCUCUCGUCGCUCUACAAACAGCAAGUUGAGAGUUUGAAGUUCAUUAAUGACUACGUUGAUAACGUUAUUGUACAAAGACAACAAAAAUUGGUUGAAGAAAAUAAAAAUAAAGCAAAUUCCGUUGAAGAUUCUGAAACAAAAAAACGUCCUGCGCUCCUCGAUAUUUUACUUCAAGCCAAAAUUGAUGGGGAACCACUUUCAAAUGAUGAUAUUCAAGCCGAAGUGAAGACUUUCAUGCUCGCUGGACAUGAAACUACUGCAAAUUCACUUUCUUUCACGACCUACUUGCUCGCAAAAUAUCCCGAAGUGCAAGAAAAGCUUUGGAACGAGAUAAAAUCCAACAAUUUAGAUGUUAAAUCAGAUCCUUUGACGAUUCGUGAUCUAAAUUCCUUGUCAUACAUGGACAAUGUCAUCAAAGAAUCCCUUCGUAUCUUCCCCGUCGCUACUAUUGUAAUGAAACGCUGUAACGAAGACGUUCGUAUCGGAAAUUUAUUUAUUCCUGCCAAGACCAGUAUCGCUACGAACAUCUUCAGUGGUCAUCGUAUGGAAAAGUAUUUCAAAGACGCUGAGAAAUUCGACCCAGAUCGCUUCAAUCCUGAGAUCACAGCACAAGAUCGGAAUCCAUAUGCAUACCAACCGUUUUCUAGUGGCUUGCGAAAUUGUGUGGGACAGAAAUUUGCACUUUUGGAGAUGAAAACGGUGCUUGUGAAGUUACUAACGACCUUUAAACUCGAACUAGCUGAUAAAGACUUCGAAGUGGAUCUGAUCCAAAUGGGCACUUUAAGAUCGAAAAAUGGGGCGCCGUUGCUUUUCAAAGAAAGAAAUUAAUUGUAAGGUUUUCUGUAAAAAUUAUGGAUUACAUUUACAUUAAAUAGAAAUGGUUAGACGAGCAUUGUUGGGUGUAGCUAGAUGUGUCUAUAAAACUUUCUGAACGAAACUUAUGAAAAAACGAAAAAUAAAACUAAAACCAGGGUCGAA